This is a messenger RNA of Penicillium diatomitis, 3147 nucleotides long. Its product is annotated as putative ARID/BRIGHT domain protein (SWI1). Lineage: Eukaryota; Fungi; Ascomycota; Eurotiomycetes; Eurotiales; Aspergillaceae. Gene Ontology annotation, molecular function: transcription cis-regulatory region binding. Bases 1 to 3147 code for a protein of 1048 amino acids. Gene Ontology annotation, biological process: regulation of transcription by RNA polymerase II. The transcript has a single exon. Gene Ontology annotation, cellular component: SWI/SNF complex; nucleus. The record is from RefSeq and is a predicted model, not a curated record.
AUGAACGAUUGGCCAGCCGACGCCUCGAAUAUUCCUGGCCAGAAUAAUGGCGCAUUCAUCCCUCCCAACAUAGACUCUGCGAAUGCUUUCUUCCAUGCCUCGUCCAAUCCUCCAGACCCUAAUCAGUACCAGCGCAUGUUCAAUGGCGUGCCACACAACGCUUCGCCCGUCUUCCACAACCCCAACCAGGUGAUCCCAUCCAAGCGAGCCCGGCCCGAAGAUGGAAUGCCCAUGUCGCCGCGGCCUGGCCCAGGCACGGGCGUGACCGGGUCCCGAUCACAGACUCCUCAUCAAGUUCCCUUCCCGGGCUACCAGGGUCCUGCGAACGGUACCCAGUUUCCGCAGCAUCCCACACCUUAUCAGCAUUUGCAACAGGGCGCCUCCCCCAGCGUAACGCAGUCGCCCAUCUUACAAGAUUUCGACCAACAGAGCGCACGCAUGGGAACGGCCUCGCCAAGUCCUUACUCUCCUGCCGGUCCGCACGUAGGAAAUUCGCAGAUGUCGCCUUCGCAGCCGGACGCGAGUCGUGUCAACACGCCGCAGAAUGGGCAAUUCAUGGCUGGGCAACCCUAUCCCCAGUCCAUGAACCCGCAAUUCCAGCAAGGGCCUGGUAUGCCUUCUGCGGCGCAGCAAUCUCAGAUGCAAGCUCAGCAAUUUGGCGGAAUGUCUCAUGUACCCCAAAAUUACCACCAAGCCAUCGCGCAACAACAGCAGCGACUCCGACAGAUGCAGAUGCAGCAGAACCAACAGAUGAAUCCAAAUUUGAAUCCUCAAAUGGGUGGUCGCCCCGCUGUUCCGAGUGGCAUGAAUCCCAUGGCCUCCAACUCCCAGCAAAUGGCUGCAAUUCGCCAGCUGCAACAGCAGCACCAGCACCAGCACCAGCACCAGCAGAACAUGGGCAAGCCGAACAACCCGGAGAUGUUCACGCGAACGUUACAGAAAUUCAUGAUGUCACGAAAUUUGCCAUUCGACCCUAACCCGAUUGUCAGCGGUCGCCCAAUUGCCGUAAUGCAACUGUACGGAACAGUGAUGAAGAUGGGAGGUUCAAAAAAGAUAACUGCUAUGAACAUGUGGCCCAUGGUCGCGCAGCAACUGCAGUUUCCUCCAGGGCAGUUCCCGAUGGCUCCACAGGAGCUCCGAGAGUAUCACCAAAGGAACCUUGCUCCAUAUGAGCAGGCGUAUUUCCAAUCUCAGUCUAAACAGUAUGCCGAGAUGCAACACCAGCAACAACAGCAACAGCAGCAACAGCAACACCAGCAGCAGCAGCAGCAGCAGCCUCAUCAGCCGCAACACCAGCCGCCUCUUCCCCAUCCUCAGCAGCACCUUCACCAGCAGCAGCAGCAGCAGCAGCAGCCACAACAUCCACAUGCCCCGCCACAUCAUGUGGGAGUUCAACGUCAGCCAAGUGAUCCCUCAUUGAUGCAGUUCCAAUCACCUCAACCUAAGCAAGGACCGAGCUUUGAACCUUCUCACGCGCCGAUUGCGAAUACCCCUCAAACAAACACUCCCAUCUCCACGAGCGCCCAUGCGACGCCGAGCAAUGGCUUCGCCACACCAACUCAGCCCAGAGGCCAGAGUAAGCCACCUCAACCUGGACACCGAUUGAGUGUGUCACGGCAGUCACUUCCACCAGCACCCCCGCCUGAUGCUACAGCCCAAUUUGCUGCACCAUCUCCGUCUCAGCAGAGCAAAGCCUCCGUGACCCCGGUGCCACAGCCGGUACAGCCGCCAGAACCUGUUCCGGAGCAAGUAUUCAAGCGACCGAUCGAAGACCCCUUCAGACCCAUGAUUGUCAAUGAACAGCGGUUACAUGGCCCUAUUCAGGUCGAUGAUUUCUUCCACAUCGGCGAGGAAAUAUCAGCACUGCGGCCGACAGUCCCAAGUUUUGCCGAGUUGGGUAUCGUGGACAUUCACGCAUUGACCAUGAGCCUGAAGUCCGGCAUUCAUGCGGAAAUCCGGCUAGCUCUUGACACUCUCAUCACGAUCUCAAGCCAGCCUAGCAUUCAAAUCUCCCUCGACAACACCGAGGAUUUAAUAGAGAGUCUGGUGGACUGUGCUGAUGAACAAGCCGACUUCUUGUCCGAGCACAUCGAAGAAGUGAGCGAACAAAUCUGUCUGCGUUCGUACGAAGAUGUCACUCGCGGCUGCCAGUUUGAGCAUACUGCACUUGGAAACGUCUAUGAAUUCGGGAGCAUUGAAUAUGAGUUAAACAGCGCCAUAGACCGCUUGAUUUGCAUCACCACGAUUCUUCGGAAUCUGUCAUUCAGCGAGUCCAACUUCGAAUCUCUUGGUAUACCAGCUGUCACGCAGUGCCUUGCGAAUAUUUUCAGGAAUAUCGGUACCCGCGAUCGCUAUUUGCGCACCGAUCAAAACCUUCUGGAUUUCAUGAAAGAUGCUGUGAUAUUUAUGAGCAAUCUGGCGCAUAUGAUGCAGGUUCCGGGCAAGGAGGAGGCCUUGAGCCUAUUGCACUUUCUGCUGGCGUUUUCACCUUCCCCAGGCCCCUGUGAAAUCAAGCCAGGCCAGAUCCUAUUUGCAGCUUUCAAUCCCUCGGUUCAUCGUUAUACACCUGCCGCUGUAGACGGACUCGCAAAAUUGCUGGCAAGAGACGACCCAAAUCGGCUCUUCUUUGGGGCUAUCUUUUUGGGCGACGGCUCUGCGGCUUCCCAAAAAGACCUCCUGACCCGGGCAUUCGGCCUCGCAAUUUGCGCCAUCCCAGAUCGGCGACCCCUAGCAGUUGCAGACGCUCGCCUCGUCUUUCUCAUGCAAGGUCUCCUGGCAGCUGAUGUCCUAACGACGUUUGCUGACGGGGUCCUCGCCAAGCAAUGGCUCAAUUCUGUUGACGGUUUUGCCGCCCAUCUUUUGCGGGUGUCCUGCUUGUUGUGUACGGAGCGUCUCUCGACUAUCAAUCCACGUCAAAACAGGCAGGCUGAGACGGAAGCAUUCGCAUACAGCUCGAUUAUUCACCGCGGACUCGGUAUUCUGAGGCGACUUGCCGAGAAGUCCAAGCAAGUUGAUGGCUCCUCGCCGCUUCGACUUCCCUCAGGCAUACUCCCCAGCAAAGAAAGCUUACUUGGGGCAUUGCUGCUGGCGAACAUGGACCCAGCCAUUAUCCGCCAGCUUCUCACUUACGCCAAUUUGGCCGAGUAA